This is a messenger RNA of Phycomyces blakesleeanus NRRL 1555(-), 507 nucleotides long. RefSeq lists its product as hypothetical. The coding region runs from base 1 to 507 and encodes 168 amino acids. Gene Ontology annotation, cellular component: nucleus. The record is from RefSeq and is a predicted model, not a curated record. Gene Ontology annotation, molecular function: protein tyrosine phosphatase activity. The transcript has 3 exons. Gene Ontology annotation, biological process: protein dephosphorylation. Lineage: Eukaryota; Fungi; Mucoromycota; Mucoromycetes; Mucorales; Phycomycetaceae.
AUGAUAUCCGUACUUCACUCUCCAAUCACUCAGCAAAAGUUUGUUAUUCUGGACUGUCCAACCGAACAAACGCUGGCCUCUUACGUUCCAAGGUUACAAGAGGAGAAUGUGCGGGCACUGGUCAGAAUAUGCCACCGACCGGGAACUCAGAACCCUUAUGAUGGGGCAGCGUUAGAAAAGGAAACUGGUAUUAAGGUUAUCGACGACAUCAAAUUCUCUGAUGGAGGCAUUCCUGAUCCCGCAAUGGUUGAGAGAUGGUUAAAGUUGAUUGACGAAGCAAAAGAACAAGGAACUACUGUUGGUGUUCAUUGUGUUGCUGGUAUAGGAAGAGCACCUGUAUUGGUGACUAUCGCUUUGGUUGAAAGUGGCAUGGAUGGACUGGAUGCUAUCAGUCACGUGAGGACCCACCGUAGAGGAGCGUUGAAUAAACAGCAAGUACGGUUCAUUGACACUUAUCGAUCUAAACGUCAAAAGACACGUUCUUGGCUUGGCUGGUUGCGAGGGUAA